GACAAGAUAGAUACCCAUUUACUCCAUUAUGUGAAAUGUUUGAUAAUAACAAAAAAUGACAUUUUACAUGUUAAAUAAGAUAAGUUCAAAUAGCACACAACCAAAAGUCUUUGCUUGAUAUUAAACAUUUGCAUGCUGAUCAGUUCAUUCUAACAUAAGUAUGAUCUUUAUGUCUUCUUUUCCAAAAGAAAGUUUCCUUUGUUUAUGUAGUGGCAUGCACAAAACGGUAACAAAGAAGUCCGGAAUAAUGUGACAAAGUAAGCUACAUUUGCCUAGCUACUCACAGAAAGAAUCAGAUUCAGCAAAUUAAAAGAAGCAUCACCAAGGAAAAUGCUAACCAGCUCAUUAUAAACCCUUUUUGACUCUCAAAACUUGUUGCAUACUCUUUAAGAUUAAGUUUUCUUUUCCCAGCUCAUUCAUACUAUUUAGAUUUUUCAAAUUCCUGCUGUAGCUGUCUCUCUAUCUCUUCCCAAUUAACUGGUUUCAUGACAGUGAAGCACUACUGCAUGGUGAUGAGGAUCAAUAUUGAUUGCAGUGGAUGUUACAGAAAAGUCAAGAGAGUCAUUCUUGAUAUGCCAGAGUUAGACAGCCAUCUCCUUGAGAAGCAGCAGACAAGGGUAAUUGUAUGUGGAAGAUUCAUCCCACAAGAUGUGGCAAUCAAGAUAAAGAAAAAAACUAACAGAAGAGUUGAGAUUUUAGACAUUCAAGACUUGAGCGAAGAAAUUGAAGACCAGAAACCAAUCCCCAAUAAUUGGACUCUUCUAGCCACCCAGAAUCAAAUAGAAUAAUAGAAACAUGUCUGGUAUGAGAG
Messenger RNA from Vigna unguiculata (cowpea), 811 nucleotides. RefSeq names its product heavy metal-associated isoprenylated plant protein 19-like. The record is from RefSeq and is a predicted model, not a curated record. Lineage: Eukaryota; Viridiplantae; Streptophyta; Magnoliopsida; Fabales; Fabaceae.